Coffea eugenioides is the source of this 666-nucleotide messenger RNA. RefSeq names its product agamous-like MADS-box protein AGL62. Bases 1 to 666 code for a protein of 221 amino acids. The record is from RefSeq and is a predicted model, not a curated record. The transcript has a single exon. Gene Ontology annotation, molecular function: RNA polymerase II cis-regulatory region sequence-specific DNA binding; DNA-binding transcription factor activity, RNA polymerase II-specific; protein dimerization activity. Gene Ontology annotation, biological process: positive regulation of transcription by RNA polymerase II. NCBI's taxonomy places the organism in Eukaryota, Viridiplantae, Streptophyta, Magnoliopsida, Gentianales, Rubiaceae.
AUGGCAAGAAAGAGCAAGGGUAGGCAAAAGAUUGAAAUGACAAGAAUGUCAAAAGAAAGCAACUUACUUGUUACUUUCUCAAAGCGCCGCUCUGGCCUUUUCAAGAAGGCUUAUGAACUCCACACACUUUGUGGUGCUGAAAUUGCAAUAAUCGUUUUCUCCCCAGGGAAAAAGGUUUUCUCCUAUGGCCAUCCUUGCCUUUACUCCAUCAUCGAUCGUUUCGUAACCGGAAAAGCUGGCCCGAGUUCGAGCAGUUCGCAAAUUGUUGAGGCACACAGGGCAGCGAGCAUUCGCGAACUCAACAUGCAAUUGACUGAAAUGCUUAAUCAGUUAGACGCUGAGAGAAAGCGUGGUGAGGAGCUGAUCAAACUGAGGACAGCGAGUCAAGGAAGAUGCUGGUGGGAGGCUCCGGUUAAUGAUCUUGGACUUCAAGAACUGGAGCAACUAAAGGCGGCCAUGGAGGAGCUGAAGAAGAAUGUGGCCAAUCAGGCAGAGAAGUUGAUGGUGGAGGCUUCCAACGCGACUGCGUUUCUUGGGUCAUCGAGUUCCAAGGGAGGAGGCCAUGUUGGUCCAAGUAACAUUGACGCUAAGGUUCCUCCUCCUGGUCUGGGACUUUCUAUGACUCCUCAUGGGUUUGCACUUGGAUAUGGUCGUGGAUUUUUCUAA